AUGGCCGAUGACAACAAGGAAUCAAAGUCUUCAGCAGUUGUCGACGACGAAGAACAAGGAAUUGACGACGAUGUAAUAAGCUGCCUUACGUGUUUCGGUGGACUUGAAGCGGUACUCGAUCGAGGGGUUUUCGAUGCUGUCGGUAACGCAAAGACAUGGAUGUUAUCAAGGGAGCCGUGCGCUGAGAGUGUCGGACUUGCUGUCAAGAAUCAAAUCCAAAUGGGUUAA
Messenger RNA from Haemonchus placei, 228 nucleotides. NCBI's taxonomy places the organism in Eukaryota, Metazoa, Nematoda, Chromadorea, Rhabditida, Trichostrongylidae. The record is from the annotation of a GenBank genome assembly.